Messenger RNA from Labeo rohita (rohu), 868 nucleotides. RefSeq names its product fibroblast growth factor 1b (gene fgf1b). The coding region runs from base 125 to 601 and encodes 158 amino acids. Gene Ontology annotation, molecular function: fibroblast growth factor receptor binding; growth factor activity. Lineage: Eukaryota; Metazoa; Chordata; Actinopteri; Cypriniformes; Cyprinidae. Gene Ontology annotation, biological process: positive regulation of cell population proliferation; positive regulation of gene expression; fibroblast growth factor receptor signaling pathway. The transcript is spliced from 3 exons. Gene Ontology annotation, cellular component: cytoplasm. The record is from RefSeq and is a predicted model, not a curated record.
CUGUGUGAAGGAGGUUGCAUGACACAUACCCGUUAUAAGUGGUAGUUGAGCUCGGAAGACGGAUCCAUUUCAGUCACAGGGGUGUUCGUGCGUACAGAGCGUCUAAGAGCAACACUUCUGCGCCAUGACCGAGCGGGAUAUCACCGCUUUCACACUCCUACCGACGAGCACCGAGCAGAAAGAUCCAAAACAUAACUCUCUGCAAAAGCUUUACUGUAGGAAUGGAGGAUACCAUCUCCGGAUCCAACCCAACGGGACUGUGGACGCAAGUCGACAAGACAACGACGUUUACACUCUUUUAAAGGUAAAAGCAGUCAAAGCAGGAUUAGUGGCCAUUAGGGGUCAUGAGACUGGACUGUACCUGGCAAUGGACAAAUAUGGAAAACUUUAUGGCACUGUCACAUUGAACGAUGAGUGUUACUUCAUUGAGAAGAUAGAGGAGAACCACUACAACACAUACCGCUCGCAGAGGUAUCAGGAGAAUGGAGACUGGUACGUGGGGAUCAAGAAGAAUGGAUGGGCAAAAAAUGGCUCUAAAACACACAAGGGCCAAAAUGCAAUCUACUUCCUGCCAAUUCCAGUGGAUGGCAGCAUACAGUAACUUGUGGGCCGAUCAGAGGCCCUCAAAACAACCCAAGCACUAUAAAAAACUUUAAAUUUCCAAGUAAAUGCGAAGACAAUGCUUAGUUAGUGGUAUGUUUAGAUAUAUAUAUAUAUAUAUAAAAUUAUAUUUAUUUUUAUAUUUUUUUGUUUUUGUUUUUUUGUUAUUACAUGUGAAUGUAAAGUAAGAUUUUUUUAAAGAACAAUAUUGUAUUGUUUUCAAAAAAUACAAGUAUUUUCAUAUUAUUGGAGCCUUUAAAUAUAUAUA